AUGCCAGCAUAUACUCCUCCUAGCUCUACUGUGUCCAGCCUCUCAGAGCAGUCUUUCGAGAGCUCGGUUCAGGAGCUUCCGACGGAGAUCUUGUGCAGCAUCUUUGCAUAUGCACUCCCUUCAAUUGAGUGGGCGCCGGACGCUCACGGUUCUCCUCCUAGACACGACGAAAUCAGCCAUAGGGUACAGGUAGCAAUUGUUAUAUCUCACGUAUCCAGCCGUUGGCGUGAUGUUGCUCUGGAUACGCCAUGGCUCUGGAACAUGACGCGAGUCAACUGGUCACCUUUCUCCCUUGGUCACGUCGACAGCCACCUGAGUCUCACCAAGGAGCUGCUUGCUCGUUCUCGGGAUCAUCCCACCCGCUUGUCGCUGUACGUUGCGGAGAAAUACGCUUCGAACUUCGCAGAGGACUGUGCGCGCGGAUUCCUAUCUGAUCCCUAUCUGCGCCAGUCGUGUCGCGUCCUUGACGUCGCCACCGACGAAGAGCAGCUCGACGCGCUCGACGUCAACACGCUCCUGCGCGUGCUCGCCGACUUCCCGCGCCUCGCGCACCUCACCCUGCCCAACGCAAACGCGCACCUCAGCGACCUGCUCAUCCCGUCGCGCGAGCCCGCCAAGCGCGCGACACUCGGCAACCUCCGCCGGCUGCAGAUCUCGAUCGGGAACCCCGCGGACGCGGACGCGCUCUUCGACUCGGACCUCGUCUGGGCGCGCCUCGAGACGCUCGUGGUCACGUACACCGCGGCGUGGCCGUACGCGAGCCCCGACACGCUCGCGCGCUGUUUCCCGCGCCUCCAAGAGCUGUUCGUCGCCGUCGAGGGGCUUGACAUGGAGCCGCCGUCGCCGUCGGUGCUCCCGCGCGUGCACCCGACGCUGCGUGUGCUCGGGCUCACGACCGACCACUGGAGGAGCGACACGUCGCUAGAGGACGGGAGCGGAGACAGUACGUUCCUGCGGGGCAUCACCGUUCCCAGCCUCGAGUCGCUCUUGGUCCCGAUCCGGUGCAGGAGCGAGCUGGAGGUGGUCGCUCGCCUUCUAGACCGCUCUGAGUGUCAUUUGGAUGCGGUCAGGCUCACCGUGGUGGUGUACUGCGAAUGGACAGUCACGAAAGAGGAGGUAGAAGAGAUGCUGCCAGGUGUACGCGUCUUUGAAGAGGAAUCACUGUUUGGCUCUGCAGAGUUCAGACAGUGCAAGGGGAAAUGGUACGCUUUGAACUGA
Molecule: messenger RNA, 1218 nt
Organism: Coniophora puteana RWD-64-598 SS2
Lineage: Eukaryota; Fungi; Basidiomycota; Agaricomycetes; Boletales; Coniophoraceae
Exons: 1
Coding region: 1-1218 (405 amino acids)
Source: RefSeq, a predicted model, not a curated record